CAGCUGGACUAGCAAUAGAAAUACAAACAAUUGGCGCAACAUUUUCAACAGCUGCUACAAAAGUAAUCAGAAACCUGACGUGUGAUAAUUGACAUGAAGCUGCAUUUAUCAAUGCGCUUCUUCACCUAUUUUAGACAUUCACACAGAAGACAAAACUCAAAAGGUCGAUUAUUCUGUUAUCGAUAGUUUUAGCUGCACUGCAACUUUUUGUUAUUGGGCGCACAAUAUUCGAAAUUGGAUACCUGGCUGCCCGUGGCAACGCCACGACAGCCAAAACAAAAAUGCUCCAAACCCCAAUUUGAUAAGAACAUGUCUGUGAAAAAGCUGACAAUUUCACUUGGAGCAGUGCACAAUGUCACAUAAGAGAUUUCAUAUGCGCCUCGAACUGCAGCUACAUGCGCUAACCUGCCCGGGCGUCUGGCUGUGCUCACACGGCUAUUUGGAGGCGACUGUCAAGACAUUGGGCUACUAUUUUCGCACUGGCGCAAUGGAGCCACGUUUUCCCAUGCUGUGCCAUGAUCAGUUCACGAUGGAAGGUUACUUUAGGAGCGUUAACUCGCUGGACCAGAUGCGGCAGAUGCUUAACUCGGAGCAGCUGGAGAUAACAUUGUGGCAAAGUGGACGCCGGCUAGCCUACUACGUGGGCAGACUAACGGACGUAAUGCAGCCGCCAAUUCCACAACCAAGCUGCGCCCACAUCGCCAACGUCCAGCUGCUGAUGAAGGCAACAUCCGCAUUUCCGGGCAUAUUGGCGCCGAAAGUGGAGCUGUCCGCGGAACUAAGCACGCAGGACAAACAAAGCCGACGCUUUAAAGUGGAUCUGGAGCGGCCACUAAACAAUCGCCAUGUGGAGAGUCGCUGUUUCAGUCGCCUGGAGCUGCCGCGCAAACAGCAAGCUGUGUGCCAUGCCAAACAAUCGAAAUGCUGGACAGGCAGUUCCAGCUGCAGUUACGCACCCACAAUGAGCAAUCGAAUGCCGCCACGCAGGCUCUCCACGUGCUCGAGCAGCACACAGCUAAGUAGUCAAUCUCAAACGCUUAGUCAGUGCUCCAGCUUGACGCAGUGCAGCUACGGGUCAGCUGUCGGUGGUGCAGCUGAGCAUCACAGCAGUUGCCCCAUCUGUCAGGCAUACAGUAGAUUGUUUGAGAGUUGCUAAAAGGUACAAAUACAUGCGCUUAUAUUUAAAAUGAA
This is a messenger RNA of Drosophila montana, 1191 nucleotides long. RefSeq lists its product as uncharacterized. Gene Ontology annotation, biological process: spermatogenesis. Gene Ontology annotation, molecular function: myosin light chain binding. NCBI's taxonomy places the organism in Eukaryota, Metazoa, Arthropoda, Insecta, Diptera, Drosophilidae. The transcript has 2 exons. The record is from RefSeq and is a predicted model, not a curated record. Bases 353 to 1156 code for a protein of 267 amino acids.